Messenger RNA from Cephus cinctus (wheat stem sawfly), 1137 nucleotides. Its product is annotated as DET1- and DDB1-associated protein 1. Lineage: Eukaryota; Metazoa; Arthropoda; Insecta; Hymenoptera; Cephidae. The transcript is spliced from 4 exons. Gene Ontology annotation, biological process: positive regulation of proteasomal ubiquitin-dependent protein catabolic process. The record is from RefSeq and is a predicted model, not a curated record. Gene Ontology annotation, cellular component: Cul4-RING E3 ubiquitin ligase complex. The coding region runs from base 172 to 483 and encodes 103 amino acids.
UUUACACCGUGAUUUACCAUCUAUUCGGCUUCUAGUUCAGAGAGAUAUAACGUCAUUCUUAUUUUCUUAAAUACUAUUUUGUGGCGAAUACGUUUAACUUUUCUUGAAAUUGGUUGAAAAGUUCCUCUAGAAAGUACUGCAUUUCCUAAUUGUGUAUUCGUUCGACUCACGAUGUCUGUUGCUGAAUUUCUCAAAGGCUUGCCCUCACAUAACGAGAACAACUUUGCAAACUUUCACACUGACAAUGGAAACCGAACUUGUGUCAAAAGACCAUCUGUCUACCUUCCAACAAAGGAUUAUCCUUCUGAACAAAUUAUUGUAACGGAAAAAACUACAAUACUUCUACGGUACCUCCACCAGCAAUGGGAUAAAAAGCAUGCUGAAAAGAAACGAGAAUUGCUAUCUGUAACUGGAGAUUCACAAGACGAAGUGAGUGGAGUUCGUAGUAAAAGGCCGCGACUCGACCUAAACAACACCCUAUGAAACAAUUUGUGUGCCUGUAAACAUUAUCAUUUAACAACGUAUAUGACAUUUACCCAUAAGUGAAAUCCGCGGGAGAAACCAAAUGAAAUCGAAGUUAGUUAUAAAUUAUGACCUAUGCCAAUCUUUGAUACUGUAUCAGAAUUAGUUCAUGUCCUUCUGUUCAAAGUCUCCAUUGCUCUGUCUACAAACUUUGUUUUUCAAAAGAUAAUGAACUGAAAUUAUUUAAACUCUUCACAAAUUUAUCCUGUGAAGUUUCAUUUAGAGAAUGUUAAUAAUUUUGCCAUAUUUAUAAGAUUAUGACUGGCAAUUUCAUUAAAAACUGGUCAGUAAUAUCAUUAGAAUGAUCAUGUUCAAAUGGUGCAACCUGUUAUUUGCGGGAGAUGCUUAUCAUUUAAUGCAUUUAUUUCGAGGUUUAUAUAAUUAUUUAAUAUUCUACUAAAUUCAGAAAGUUAAAACAAAGUAUGGUCCUAUCGUCCUACAUAAAAGAAAAGGUUGACGCUAUCGUAUAAAAAUAAAAGCAUGAAUAAAAUUUUAUAUAUUCUGUUAUGUUGCGUAAUAUCUGCGUACAAUUGUUUAUGUUAUUCGAUUAUAAAAUAUGCACAAGUCAGUAUGUCCGCUGUGAAAAUCAUAUUAAUAAUGAUUAAUUGAAAAGAG